Molecule: messenger RNA, 1070 nt
Organism: Vigna umbellata (rice bean)
Lineage: Eukaryota; Viridiplantae; Streptophyta; Magnoliopsida; Fabales; Fabaceae
Source: RefSeq, a predicted model, not a curated record
CAUUGCUGUGGUUUCCUUCAACCAAACCAAAACCAAAUCUGUUUUCUCUAGUCGUUUGCUUUUUGUGUCCACUCGAAUCGAUUAGACUCUACUAUAUAACACGUACGAGGAACACAUCCAACACCCUCUGACUCUGUCGUUUUCUCUCACUCAACUGAAAAACUAAAACCCAUUUUCUUCUCCAAAACCUUCCACUUUCUCCAACCCAAACGCGCUUGCGAGCAUAUCUUCUUCGCUCUCUUACCCGUUUUUCUAAUCUUCUCGCUCUGUCCAAUUCCAACACUCCCGGUGUUUGAAGGAACCAGAUAUUACAAAAAGGUUAUGAUCAAAAUAGAGUUGUGAGAUCUAGCAGUGUUACUGGGAAUGAAAAAUCUUCUGUAGGUUCUGUUACACACUUUAAUUUGCACUUUGACAUGGAGGCUCAAAUUCAUCAACUUGAACAGGAAGCUUACUCUGCUGUCUUGCGUGCUUUCAAAGCUCAGUCUGAUGCUCUUACAUGGGAGAAGGAAGGUUUGAUAACUGAGCUUAGAAAAGAGUUGAGGGUUUCAGAUGAUGAACACAGAGAGCUUCUUACUAGGGUUAACUCUGAUGAAAUAAUACACCGCAUUAGGGAGUGGAGACAAACUGGUUGUUACCAACCUGCAAGACGUAGCACAUCUCAGCCUGUUCAUGACAUUUUACCUAGUCCAACUGUUUCAGUGUCCCGAAAAAAGCAGAAGACAUCCCAUUCGGGUCAGUCCUUGCCUGCUUUAUCUUCAGUGAAGUCUGUGCAGUAUACUUCUGCGGGACCAACUGGAGGUAGGCAUUUUUCAAAUCGCAACGCUAGUGCUCUUGCAUCCAAUCCACCCGCCGAAGCAGCAGCAUUUGAUCCAUUGAUUGGGAAGAAAGUUUGGACUAGGUGGCCUGAAGAUAACCACUUUUAUGAGGCUGUUGUAACUGAUUACAACCCUGCUGAUGUAUGUUUAGAUCUUAAAAUAGUUCUGAAAAUUCUUGAUUACUGCAUUUAUAUUUUANUUAGGACUUUCCUGAAAUUGGGCACUGUGACAUUGAUGUGCACAAUGUUCAGCUAG